Molecule: messenger RNA, 2475 nt
Organism: Capsaspora owczarzaki ATCC 30864
Lineage: Eukaryota; Filasterea; Ministeriida; Capsasporidae
Exons: 7
Coding region: 1-1773 (590 amino acids)
Biological process (GO): proteolysis; peptide metabolic process
Cellular component (GO): mitochondrion
Molecular function (GO): metalloendopeptidase activity
Source: RefSeq, a predicted model, not a curated record
AUGCUGCGCUUAGGGACGCUCAUCCGACUCGCGCCUCGGCUGCAAUCCGCGACCGUCGUCGUCCCACCCAACAACAACGCUGCUGCUGCUGCUGCUGUCUAUGUCGCUCACAGCCCUGCACGUCGCUCCAUCGCUGGCCUGGCUGAGAUGCUCGACGGCAACGCGCGGCGUUCAAGCAGCAAUGGUCGCGGUGCUGGCCUCGAGUCUGCGCCGUUCGGCACCGGUAGUGUUGGCGGUGGGGUUGGUGGUGGCAGUGGCAUGGACGGCAUGCUGCAUCCCACUGCGCUCCAGUACGGUGGCUACGGUGCUGGCGGUGCGUUUGGCGGCUCCUCCUCCUCCUCGUCGUUCUCCUCUGCGACUGGCACUGGCACUGGCGCUGGCACUGGCACUGCUAAACUGGCUGGUGCUCAUAAUGGCGCGCUGUACUGUGAUCCUGUGACGGGCGAGGUGCAGUGGCCCCAGCCGUGCUCCGUCCCACCGGAACAGCCUGGUUCGCUGUUUGGCGUCACUGGCCUCUGCACGCCAGCCGACUUUGCUACGGCCACGACGCGCACGCUGACUGAAUGCGCACGCAUUGUGAGCUGCAUUCCGACAGUGGAAGGUCCGAUGAUCGUGCGGGCUAUGGACGAGCUCUCGAAUAUAAUCUGCAGCUUGUCGGAUCCGUGCGAGUUCAUCCGCCAAAACCACACCAACGAGACAAUCCGUCAGGUGGCACAGGACACCUGCCAGACACUGCACGCAUUCGUAGAUCGGCUCAAUACGCAUCGUGGCAUCCAGAUCGCCCUGGACUCGUUCAUCAACGAUAAGGCAACGUUUGACGCCCAAGAUUACGACCUGCGGCGCACUGCCGAGCUGUUCAUGAGCGACUUUGUGCUUCAUGGCCUGCAUUUGCCCGAAGGAAAAGAGCGCGACCAGGUCGUUCAGCUGAACGAGGAAAUUUUGGGACAAGGUUAUUUGUUUACGCGGGAAGACUCGCCGACCGAAACUUUCAUCAUUAACAGCAACGUGUACAACACUCUCACACCCAGCAUGCGCUCGCAAUGUCGAGGACGGAAUGACGGAAACUACGACGCUCCACUUGCCAUGGCCAGCAACUGCCCAGACCAUCUUCCUGAGCCCACCCGGAAGCGCUUGUUUAUUGCAGCCGCCGAAGCCCGCCCGGAUCGUCUGGAUGCGCUCGUAAAGAUGCUGCGAGCAAGAUACGACCUCGCCAAGCUCCUGGGCUACCCGUCUCACGUCCAUCGCGUCGUCCGCCAAGACGCCUAUUUGGAGAAUCCUGAGGUGUUGCGAACGUUCUUGGAGCGGUUGUCGGAGCGCAUUCGAGAGCCGGUGCGUCGCGACCUCGCCACGCUGAGGCGCUUGCAGGUCAAUCCGUCGCAAGAUAUCAACCCGUGGGAUUUGGCCCCUCUGGCGAAUCGCUUGACUUGCGUGAACGAAGACGUGCUCGAGUACUUUUCGCUCGGAAACUGCCUCACAGCGUUGCAGGAGAUUGUUCGCAAUCUGUUUGAUGUUGAGUUGCGAUGGGUGGAGAUGCAACCCGGUGAGCUGUGGGCGCCUCACGUGUACAAAAUCGCCGUCUACCACGCCAAGGCGACUUGUAUCUCGAUCUUUCUCGAUCUUUUCAGCCGGAGAGGCAAGUCGGACAAGUCAGCCAAUUACAUGAUCCGUGGCUCGUGUGAGCGCUUGGACGGACGGUGGUGGCCCUGUCUUGCGGCAUUCACAAACCACCAUCGCGCCAACCCAUCCGCGUCCAUCCAGCAGCAUUCAAGCUGAUCAUGCAAGCUGAUCAUGCACGAGGCCGGCCAUGCCAUGCACGCUCUUCUUGCCAAAACGCGCUUCCAGCACGUGUCGGGCACGCGCUCGAUUCUGGAGGUGGUCGAGUUCCCGUCAACGCUGAUGGAGCUCAUUGCUCUCGAUCCGCGCACGCUGACCCGCUUGAUGCGGCACUUCCACACCGGUCAACCCAUGCCGGCCUACUUGGCUGAGAUGGUAUCCGCCGAGUUUGGCCUUGCACCCAUCGAUGCAGAGCACCAGAUUCUGCUGGGCCUUGGCGACCAGGCGUACCACGGCGUCGACCCGCCGACCUCCGCCGCGCAAGCGACGGACAUUUGGCACCAGCUGAUCGCGAAACACACGCAUGCCAAGCCUGUUCCAGGAACCGCGCCUCAAAUCCUCGUCCAUCACCUGUUCACGUACGCAGCUCACUAUUACGUGUACACUUGGUGCCACGCGUACGCCACGCUUGUCAAGCAGCGACUCUUUUCGGAUGACCCGCUCAGCGCGGAGGGUGGUCGACGGGUCACCAAACUGCUCCGUGCCGGCGGAGCUCGCCAGGCGCGAGAACUCUUUGCCGAGCUGCUUGGCUACAACCCGACCAUGGACGAGAUGAUUGACGCGUUUGUUGCCUCUCUUCAUCCGCUCGACGAACGUAUGGCUGGAAACGGCCACCGCAUGUCGGUUGCCGCACGGCGCUGA